GAAAACCCGUUCGAUCAAAAACUGUUUUCAAUAUGUUUCUUCCUCGCAUUGAAAAUAUCGGCUAUAAAAGAUAGUCUUCUCAUUUAGACUUGGUCAUGCUCUGAUUGCUCUGUGGUUAACAAGAUCUCCAAAGAGGCGACUGUCCAAUCAGCAGGUUCAAGAUUUGGGCCAUUACAUCCUAAAGGCCCACAUCUACAAGUUCGUUUUGACAAAUUCAGAAGCCAACAUAAGUAUCGUGAAGGAUUGUCAGUUGUUUUGGGUGCAGCACAAUGCCGAGAAUAUGACAUCAGCACUUUGUACUGAUCGAAACAUCUUUUAUCCGAACACGAAAGUCUCUCGAUUGCUUCUGUUGGCCGGAUGUAGUCCAAACGCGAGAACGUCCUAUUACAACAAUGCGCCGCUGUUGUCGGUCGCCGCACGCCAUGGUUUGCAUGAUUUCUCCACGUUGUUGCUAGAUUUCGGAGCAGACGUGCAUCAGGUGGACGAUUGUCGUUCGACCCCCCUGAUACACGCCUCUAUCGGUGGUCAUUUGGAUUUGGUGCAGUUUUUUCAUCUGCACGGAGCAGAGGUUGACAGUGUAGAUCUGAACUGGAAAUGUGCCCUGGUGUAUGCCGCCGAACACGGCCACGUGAAGAUCGUCAGCUUCUUGUUGCAGUGCGAUUGGACUCACUGCAAAGACCGUGGAGACGAACGGUCCGGUCGCCUUUCUCGUCAGCAAUACAUUCAGCAGGCGUUUGUAGUCGCGGCAGCCGCUGGUCACGGUCAGGUGUGCAAAUUUCUGUUGGAGUUCUGCGACGUUCGAAUCGACGAUCCCGACCCCGUCACCGGAGAGACAGCCUUGAGCGUGUCGUGUCGCAACGGAAACAGGGACGUGGUGUCCUUUUUGCUCGAUUCCGGCGCAUCAGUUGCCUAUGGCAAAUCGUCUAAACCGACGCCCCCGUUGAUCACCGCGGUCGAAAGCGGUUACUGGGAAAUUGUGUCAAGUAUUUUGGCACGAGGUUUGAACGUCAACAACGAACAGAACGAAAAGCUGCAGACAGCCGUCAUCGUUGCUGCAAAGAGCGGUCAUAUCGGUGUUCUGGAACUUUUGCUUAGCAGAGGCGACUGUUACUCGUGCGCCAGGCUGCUAUUGGAGAGGGGUGCUAACGGACAGAUAUUCGAUCGUUCCGGUUGUUACCCAAUACACUUCGCCGCCCAGUAUGGAUCAGAACAAAUGAUUCGUCUUCUUAUCGAACAUAAUGCUGCUCUGGAGUGCAAGAACAGAAAUGAUUAUCGUCCGCUAGAGGUGGCUCUGGAAGCGGGCAACGUUCACGCCGCUCAGCGCCUGUUACGUAGGGGUGCCAAACUCGGUCGUUUGACGUGGAAGUUGGUCGUCAACAAACCUCAUUUCCUGAUCAUGCUGCUCGAGAAGCUGCUGCAGGACGCGAACUUCUUUUACAAGAACCACCGGAUCGCAGACGCAAUGUGUCGCCUACAGUACGCCCUGAAAAAUAUUCCCGGCGACGCCGGUACCGACCUAAACUUUCUCUCCAAGUUCCUGAACAUCAGGUACCACUUGUUUCUCGGUGUUGCACGCUGCAAGAAGAAAAGCAACGAGCUGGGCGAGGCGAUUCAGUUCGCCACCCGGGCUAUCGAACUGGACAGCGCUCAGGUGGACGGCUAUUACUUCCGCGCACGCUGUUAUUACGACUGUAGAAACUGGGUGGCGGCCAGGGCCGAUCUGUCGGCCGUUCUCAAACUGUGCCCAAACCACAAAGAGGCGCUGCGCUCUUUGUCCCGGUUGAAACAAUACCUAAAGUCGGAAGAUACUGCCUUCACCGUAGACAAAGAUCACAAGUAUUCUUUGUUGUGCAAGACUGACCCGGCUACCGCCAGGAACACCCCCUCUGUACGUACAACACCUCAGCUUCACAGCAAGAACAACUGGGAGCAGAGCAGUUGCGACAGUGGCAAUGCGCCGGACAUAGACUUAGUCGAUAGUGUGAACAGCAACUGCCACCGGCCGUUGAACUGGGCUUUUAGUGGCAAGCUUCAGGCAUAA
Molecule: messenger RNA, 2041 nt
Organism: Soboliphyme baturini
Lineage: Eukaryota; Metazoa; Nematoda; Enoplea; Dioctophymatida; Soboliphymatidae
Source: the annotation of a GenBank genome assembly